AUGACAGCUAAGCAGGAACCAAGAGAACACUGCACCAAGAGAGCGCUGCACCAAGAGAACACCGCACCAAGAGAGCGCCGCACCAAGAGAGCGCCGCACCAAGAGAACGCCGCACCAAGAGAACGCCGCACCAAGAGAACGCUGCACCAAGAGAGUGCUGCACCAAGAGAGCGCUGCACCAAGAGAACGCUGCACCAAGAGAAUGCUGCACCAAGAGAACGCUGCACCAAGAGAGUGCUGCACCAAGAGAGUGCUGCACCAAGAGAACACCGCACCAAGAGAGCGCCGCACCAAGAGAACACUUCACCAAGAGAACGCUGCACCAAGAGAACACUGCACCAAGAGAACACUGCACCAAGAGAACACCGCACCAAUAGAACGCCGCACCAAGAGAACGCCGCACCAAUAGAACGCCGCACCAAGAGAACGCCGCACCAAGAGAACACCGCACCAAGAGAACACCGAACCAAGAGAACGCUGCACCAAGAGAGCGCUGCACCAAGAGAGCGCUGCACCAAGAGAGCGCUGCACCAAGAGAGCGCUGCACCAAGAGAACGCUGCACCAAGAGAACGCUGCACCAAGAGAACGCUGCACCAAGAGAACGCUGCACCAAGAGAACGCUGCACCAAGAGAACGCUGCACCAAGAGAACACUGCACCAAGAGAACACUGCACCAAGAGAACGCUGCACCAAGAGAAAACUGCUCCAAGAGAACACUGCACCAAGAGAGUGCUGCACCAAGAGAACACUGCACCAAGAGAAAACUGCACCAAGAGAACACUGCACCAAGAAUCCACCAGCUACGCCAUCAAAGGGGCGGAAAGAAUUAUGCCCAAUGCUGGUCAGAGAAAGGGGAUUGGUACGCUGCCAACAACCGCGUUGUACAGACGUCUAAGGUUAAGAGCCACGACUGUUCCCAAGGACCCGGCCUUGCCAUCGGAAUCUGGAUUCCAGUAUUGAUUGGAUCUCAUAUUCAUAUUCUGGUCCAGGAUUUGGUGGAGAUUUGGCAAAAUGAUUAA
Molecule: messenger RNA, 1020 nt
Organism: Spea bombifrons (plains spadefoot toad)
Lineage: Eukaryota; Metazoa; Chordata; Amphibia; Anura; Pelobatidae
Product: axoneme-associated protein mst101(2)-like
Exons: 3
Coding region: 1-1020 (339 amino acids)
Source: RefSeq, a predicted model, not a curated record